This is a messenger RNA of Gadus macrocephalus (Pacific cod), 2514 nucleotides long. RefSeq names its product mitochondrial ribosomal protein L58 (gene mrpl58). Lineage: Eukaryota; Metazoa; Chordata; Actinopteri; Gadiformes; Gadidae. Bases 38 to 619 code for a protein of 193 amino acids. Gene Ontology annotation, cellular component: mitochondrial large ribosomal subunit. The transcript is spliced from 6 exons. Gene Ontology annotation, molecular function: translation release factor activity. The record is from RefSeq and is a predicted model, not a curated record. Gene Ontology annotation, biological process: mitochondrial translational termination.
CUCAAAUGCCGUAAAGCAGCAGUCGCAAAACUUCAAAAUGGCGACCUCCUUUGCGCAACGUUAUUUACUUUCUCGUUCAUUUAUUUACCAUCUAAUAUCUCAACAUGCGAGAUUCAAGAGUGUUAAAACCAGCAGUUUCUUAAAACAGGUCAUCUAUUCAAGUCUUGGCUACACGUUGCGAAGAGAUAAUUCACAGGUUGCCAGAGUACAUAUUCCUAUCGAUCGGCUCAAAGUAUCGUACUGUCGAAGCGGUGGUGCUGGAGGACAGCAUGUCAACAAAGUCAACACAAAAGCGGAGAUCAGAUUCCAUGUGCAGACAGCGGACUGGAUCCCACUAGAUGUUCGACAAAAAAUCAUUGAAUUGAGCAAGAACCGCAUCAACAAGGCAGGGGAGCUUCUGGUGACGUCGGAGCUCAGCAGGACCCAGCGGCGCAACCUUGAGGACUGCAUCGACAAGAUCGCCGCCAUCAUCGCUGAGGCCAGCGAGAAGCCGCGCGAGCCCACGCCCGAGGACAUUGCCCUGCGGGCUGUCAGACUAAAGAAGAUGAACAAAGAGCGACUGCAACAGAAGAAGCUCCACUCAACCAUCAAGCAGAGCAGACGCGUCGAUUUCGACUAAUAAUGACCUAGGAAUAGAAUAUUGUUUAAGGUUAUUUGUACCUCAAGAUUCGGAAAGAAUGUGUAUUUAAAGGGAAGGCCGCCAGGGGGCGCUGGAGGGCCCGCCAACUUGUUCGAAAGUGUUUCAAAACAUUGUAUAUUUUAAGGUUUCAUCAUGCAAUACCAUUGUAAAAAAUGUAUAUAUUUAAUAAAUGAUUAUUGUACACCGUAACAUCUAUAUACUGAAUUAUUUACUAAUGGUGUUACAUUUCCUUAGUGUGCUCAAGUCAAAGAGCCUUAAUAUUAACAUCAAGGCUUUAUUAAAAAAUAUAUAUAUUGUAUUGUGGAUAGUAGGCCUGUAUUAUUUAUUUAAUCCAUAUCACAUAAGGUUUGGUUAAGAUUUUUUUAAUACAGGCAUCAAAUUCCCCCAUUUGGAAGCAAACCAGGAACCUUGACCUUUGCCCUCCCCUGCUGCCAGAAACCGCUGAACUGUUAUUAGAGAUGUUAUUUUUAAUAACAUGAUUAAUAGCCAUUUUUUAUAGAGCUUUGCAUACCUAAAGGUAUGCUCGUUUUGUUAUUCAUAGGCCUUAUUUUCCUUCCUCUUCCGGAAGGUGAUCCCUUGCUUUUAUCUUUGGCAGGACCCACUAUUUCUUGAUUGUCCCAAAUACUUUUUUCUACAAAAAUGUUUAGUUUUUUGGUAAACUUCAAGGCUGGUAUUUUGGAAGGGUAAUAUUGGACAGAAUUGGUCUUUUUGGUUUCGCUGCUGCUUGUCAGAAAGGCUCUUGGCAACGGUUGUGGAACGAUUGGAUUGUACAGUGUUUUCUGUUUUACCUGUAGAGGCUAAAAACAACAACACAACUAUCUACACCACAUCUGCACUCCUAUUAGUUUCGGUCAGAAUGGACAAAGUAACUAUCCAUUCUCGGUUUCACAACAGUUGCAAACAAGACAGCGAAAACCCAGCCAUUGAGUAGACCACUUCUCAUGCUUUUAUUUUAGCAUUCACAAUAAUUAAAAACAUCUUGAUUUAUUAUACAUGUACAGGAUAAGUACAGAAUCUCUCCUCUAAAACCAUGAGAGUGGGUCCCUGCCUUUUUUUUUUUAGAAACCCUUUGCAGAAAAAAAGCAAUCAACACGAACAACAUGAAUGCAGUGAUGGGAAAGGUGUACUGUUUUAGUGAGAAAAACAAGGGGAAUGAACCCAGUGGGCCAUACAGAAGAAUUGGAAAGUAAAAGUAAAACACAUUGGCAUGGAAAUGAUAACCCAGAGGUAAAUGCUCUUUGCUACAAAGACAUGGUUGCAAGCAUCAGAUCUGUAUGUGUCACUGUUUAGGACCUCUGUCAUCGAACCAACACUGAAGAAGAAAACAAUUGCACUGCAUAGAAAAAAAGAACGUUAAUUCAAAUCCGUUAGCACCAAAGUUUCUGCAGGCAUUAGUGGCAACAUUAUGGGAGUGAUGUAAUCUAUUGAACAUCAAUAUCCGGGCCUCUGAGUGGAUAAUGGCACCGUGAAAGGCUUUUGAAUCCCCCCUAGCCUGGGCCAAUUGGCUUGUUGUGUAAAAUGUACCCCCUUGUGUGAUGAAAAGUUCGGGUGGACUUCUAAUAUGAGGUAGCCAUUCAAAAUGAACCAAAAUGGAGAUGACUUUGGAGGUCUUGUUCUGUGGUUGUCUGUCUCGUGGUCUGGGCAGCAGCUAAGCUGUUUCUUUCAGAUGUAAAAACAAGAAGACGCUGCACACUUUUUACAAUUUAUUUAACACCAGAAAAUGGUACACAUCAUUUGUUGUCUUCAAUGUCCUUCUGCAGUGGUAAAAAAUUGGCAAAAGUCACCUGUGGUUCAUCAUGUGGAACUUUUUUGUUUGCUUGGUUUGUUUUUCAAACUCCGGGGGGAAAUUUUACACAAGUAUAUAUUAUUUUCUU